This is a messenger RNA of Lactuca virosa, 1277 nucleotides long. The record is from the annotation of a GenBank genome assembly. Lineage: Eukaryota; Viridiplantae; Streptophyta; Magnoliopsida; Asterales; Asteraceae.
CUCUGAUAGCUGACUCAUCUAGUCAUCUCCCACAAAAGGCCAAUAAGCAAACCAAGGGUCUCUCUCUCUGACCACAAACCAUAAAAUAUUGGUACCUGCGUUCUUCUUUUGCCAAGAAGAAGGUGAAAGCGCCCAACCCAGAAGCAAAGUUUUUCAGAGGUGCACUAAAAUCCCUGAAAAAUGCAGUUUUUUUCAGCAUUUUUCGCCAAGUCUUUCUUGCUUCUAUCAACUAUUUUUGGUUUUCUCAGUAUCGCUGUUACCGAAGAAGGGUUUUGCAUAGCACCAUCCAUAAUCGAAUCCAAUUCAAACGCCCAAACUCUCUAUUCGAAAGUCACCAACCCCACUCUCUCACCGUCUCAUCUACAAGAUUUACCAGGGUUUACUCGAAGCGUGUAUAAGAGUGAUCAUGCUUUAAUCACCCCUGAAAGUCAUGUUUUUAGCCCUUUGCCUGAGUGGAGCAACACAUUAGGGGCAUAUUUAGUCUCGCCAGCAAUGGGAGCUCAUUUUGUUAUGUAUAUUGCAAAGAUGCAAGAAAGUUCAAAAUCAGGACUACCUCCUAAACAUGUUGAGAGGUUUGUAUUUGUGGUUCAAGGUUUGGUGACACUCACUAAUGUUUCAGGAAUUUGCCAAACACUGAUGGUAGACUCGUUUGCUUACCUACCUCCUAACUCAAAGCAUCACUUUGAAAGUUAUGAAUCUUCUACACUUGUUGUAUUUGAAAGAAGGUAUGCUUACCUGGAAGAUCAUAUUCCCGAGCCAAUUGUUGGCUCCACCAAUCAGCAGCCACUUCUUGACACCCCUGGAGAGGUAUUCCAAUUGAGGAAGCUUCUUCCUACAUCUCUGCCUUAUGACUUCAACAUUCACAUCAUGGACUUCCAACCUGGCGAAUUUCUUAAUGUAAAAGAAGUGCAUUAUAAUCAGCAUGGUUUGUUACUUCUAGAAGGACAAGGCAUUUAUCGUCUGGGUGAUAGCUGGUAUCCAGUUGAGGCUGGAGAUGCCAUCUGGAUGGCUCCAUUUGUGCCUCAAUGGUAUGCUGCACUUGGUAAAAUUCCCACACGCUAUUUGCUCUACAAAGAUGUGAACAGGAAUCCGUUAUAAUCAUGUAGAUGGAGUUUAAUUACUUUAGAAUCUGAUGGUUAUUGGAGUUGAAAGCUUCAGGUAUCCAAAUGAAAUUGUACACAGAUUUGGUUGUAUCAAUCAACUAUUAUGUAAGUGGAUUUGUAUCUUGUUUCAUAUGUGCUGAUUGGAUCAUGGGUUGAUGUGACUCCAAAGGGCCU